Molecule: messenger RNA, 648 nt
Organism: Selaginella moellendorffii
Lineage: Eukaryota; Viridiplantae; Streptophyta; Lycopodiopsida; Selaginellales; Selaginellaceae
Exons: 5
Coding region: 57-509 (150 amino acids)
Biological process (GO): photosynthesis
Cellular component (GO): extrinsic component of membrane; photosystem II oxygen evolving complex; photosystem II
Molecular function (GO): calcium ion binding
Source: RefSeq, a predicted model, not a curated record
CACCCCUUCGCUAUAGCUAAAACAUUUCUCACAAAGGGGUGUAGGGUUUAAAGAAGAUGCUUAAUAUUUUAGGUUCCAGCAGUUAUGGCCGCUGCCUCUUGUCUGUGCAAUGCGCCGGGGCUCGAGAUCGCGCGGCGGCGGCGCCAGCGGCGGCCAAGCUCUUGCUUGUGACCGGCGCCGCAGCGGCAUUCUGCUUGCUGGGCAAUCCCCGCCCGGGCAUUUGCGAGCUGCGAUCGUCAAUCUGCUCGGUGGUGCCAGGUCGAGGCCGAGGUUACGAGUAUCUGUAUCCAUCUUCUUGGAAGCGUGACAAGGUCAGAGGAAUUGAGCUUCUAGCGCAUGAUCCAGAGGCCAAGGAAUUCAACUUGACAAUUACGAGCGGACCAGCUCAAUUUAUAGUGCUGGGGUCACCAGAGGAGGUUGGACGAGCACUACUCGCUCGCUACCAGACCGUGGCCGACGUGGAAAACGUGCUCCGUUUUCUAUCAAGAGAAAAGUUUUUCUUUUUCUAAACGCGUGUUUUACAGGCGGAGCUCUUGAAGGUGGACUCUUUCCCAGAUCGUGACAGUAGCAGGAGGAGCUAUACGUUGGAGCUAAGGAUUCUUGCGAACAAUGAGUUACGACAUUUCCUGUUUAAAAUCCUCAAGACAG